AUGCGGCCGCCGCCGCCAGCGCUGAGGCUGAGCGCGCUGCUGCUGUUCUUCCUCUGCCUGUGCGCGUUCCCCGCCCCGGCGCGGUCGCAGAACACGACCACGGCCACGCCCGCGCCGGCGUCCGUCGAGGGGUUCAACUGCUCCGCCAACCGCACGUACCCGUGCCAGGCGUACGCGCUCUACCGCGCCGGCUUCGGGGGCGUGCCGCUCGACCUCGCGGCCAUCGGCGACCUCUUCGCCGUCAGCCGCUUCAUGGUCGCGCACGCCAACAACCUCUCCACCGCCGCCGCGCCGGCCAACGGGCAGCCGCUGCUCGUGCCGCUCCAGUGCGGCUGCCCCUCGGGGUCCCCCAACUCCUACGCGCCGAUGCAGUACCAGAUCGCCUCGGGGGACACCUACUGGAUCAUCUCCACCACCAAGCUGCAGAACCUCACGCAGUACCAGGCCGUGGAGCGCGUGAACCCCACGCUGGUGCCCACCAACCUCGACGUCGGCACCAUGGUCACGUUCCCCAUCUUCUGCCAGUGCCCGGCCAAAGCCGACAACAACGCCACCGCGCUUGUCACCUACGUCAUGCAGCCCGGGGACACCUACGCGUCCAUUGCCGCCGCCUUCUCCGUCGACGCCCAGUCGCUCGUCUCCCUCAACGGGCCCGAGCCGAGGACGCAGCAGUUCGCCGAGAUACUGGUGCCGCUCCGCCGACAGGUGCCGAAUUGGCUGCCCCCAAUCGUGCUCCGGAACAACGCCUCCGCGACGCCAGCGUCCCCGCCGCCCUCGGCUUCUCCCAACUCCAACGCGACCGUGGUGAGCAACGACCGGAACGGGGUGAUCACCGGCCUUGCCGUCGGGCUGGGCGUCGUCGGCGCGCUCUGGCUGCUGCAGAUGCUGCUGCUGGUCUGCUUGUGCAGACGGCUCAAGGCGAAGGGACGACGAGGUGACGCGGUGGCGAGCGGCGACCGCGUCGAGGGCGGCAGGUUCGCUAAGACCUCGUCCGCCUCCGGCGGCGGCGGCGGCGGGGAGAGGUUCCUGGUCAGCGACAUAUCUGAGUGGCUGGACAAGUACAGGGUGUUCAAGGUGGAGGAGCUGGAGCGCGGCACCGGGGGAUUCGACGACGCGCACCUCGUCAACGGCAGCGUGUACAAGGCCAACAUCGACGGCGUGGUGUUCGCCGUGAAGAAGAUGAAGUGGGACGCCUGCGAGGAGCUCAAGAUCCUGCAAAAGGUGAACCACAACAACCUGGUGAAGCUGGAGGGGUUCUGCAUCAACUCGGCGACGGGCGACUGCUACCUGAGGCUGGAGGCCCGCGUCGCGGCGUGGAUGGACCCGGCGCUCGCGGAGCAGACGUGCCCGCCGGGGAGCGUGGCGAGCGUGGUGAGCGUGGCGAGGGCGUGCCUGCACAAGGACCCGUCCAAGCGCCCCAGCAUGGUGGACGUAGCCUACACGCUGUCCAAGGCGGACGAGCACUUCGCCGACUACUCCGGUGAGAGCGUGUCGGUUGACGGCAGCGGCGAAAUCGCUGCUCGGUGA
Molecule: messenger RNA, 1527 nt
Organism: Miscanthus lutarioriparius
Lineage: Eukaryota; Viridiplantae; Streptophyta; Magnoliopsida; Poales; Poaceae
Source: the annotation of a GenBank genome assembly